Ilex paraguariensis (yerba mate) is the source of this 1623-nucleotide messenger RNA. The record is from the annotation of a GenBank genome assembly. Lineage: Eukaryota; Viridiplantae; Streptophyta; Magnoliopsida; Aquifoliales; Aquifoliaceae.
AUGACUCGUCUCCUCCACGAAUGCAUUGCCUACCAACGAGCCCUGGAUCUUGAACUGGACACCAUUCUUUCCCAACGCUCCGAUGUCGACAAACAACUGUCCAACCUCCACAAAUCCACCGAACUCCUUGAGAUCGUCAAGGCCGAUUCCGACCACAUGCUCUCCAAUGUCCGCUCCACAUGCGAUCUCGCCGAUCAGGUCCGCGGCAAAGUCCGCCAACUUGAUCUCGCUCAGUCCCGCGUCAAUGACACUCUUCUCCGCAUCGACGCCAUCGUAGAGAGAGGUAAUUGCAUUGAUGGCGUUAAGAAAGCUCUCCAAACUGAAGAUUUUGAAUCGGCUGCUAAAAACAUCCAGACCUUCCUCCAGAUCGAUGCCAAAUACAGAGAUUCUGGUUCGGAUCAGAGAGAACUGUUGCUAGCAUCGAAGAAACAGCUGAAGGAAUUGUCAGGAAGAGGUUAUCGGCUGCUGUGGAUCAGCGGGACCACCCGGCGAUCCUUCGGUUCAUUAGAUUAUACUCUCCUCUCGCAAUUGGUGGAAUCGAUGGAGCAACAGCAAUCCUCUGCCGCUGCUACUAAUCAAAAUCAGUUCAAAGACAUUGUGUUAGCCAUAGAAGAAAAUAAUGAGAUUUUAAGGAGUAAUCUAUGCGGUGAAGAUGGAAUUGUGUAUGCCAUAUGUGAGCUCCAAAAUGAGUGUGAUUCUCGGGGUUCCUUAAUUUUAAAGAAAUACAUGGAAUAUCGGAAAUUGGCUAAGUUGACAUCCGAAAUUAAUACUUACAAGAGUAACUUACUUUCUGUUGGAGUCCAAGGACCUGACCCAAGGGAGAUCGAAUUGUAUUUGGAAGAGAUUUUGCAAUUGACACAGUUGGGUGAGGACUACACUGAUUAUAUGGUGUCCAAGAUAAGAGGUUUGAGUUCAGUUGAUCCGGAAUUGCUUCCCCGAGCAACCAGGGCUUUUAGGAGCGGAAAUUUCAGUAAAGUUGUUCAGGAAAUUACGGGUUAUUAUGUGAUUUUGGAGGGGUUCUUCAUGGUGGAAAAUGUGAGGAAGGCUAUUAGCAUUGAUGAGCAUGUACUUGACAGCCUCACAACGUCCAUGGUGGACGACGUGUUCUAUGUUCUGCAGAGUUGCUGCAGGAGGUCGAUAUCCACGUCUAAUAUUAACUCAGUGAUUGAGGUACUGAGCAGUGCUGUGAGUUUGUUGGGUGGCGAGUAUAAUGAAGCGUUGCAGCAGAAAAUGAGGGAGCCUAACCUUGGAGCGAAGCUGUUCAUGGGUGGUGCUGGCGUGCAAAAGACUGGGACAGAAAUUGCAACAGCUUUAAAUAACAUGGAUGUCAGUUGCGAUUAUGCACUGAAACUACGGCAUGAGAUUGAAGAUCAAUGUUCAGAGGAGAGGGAAAAUAGGGCAUGGGUUGAGGUUCUCAAACCCAAAGAUGCUAAGACUUUUAAGGGUCAUGAAGUUCUAUUAAAAGAAGAAGAAAGAUGGAGAUGUGUUCUGGUAUGUGUUAGGGACUAUAUAUGUGUCUUGGAAGAUAAUACAAACUUCUUUGUUAAGGUUCUGAAAAUGAUUAUAAGGUUACGAGCUUUUCAAGCGGAUAAAGCUAUCUUCUUUUGUGAAGAUAGCUUGUAG